Anoplopoma fimbria (sablefish) is the source of this 2568-nucleotide messenger RNA. Its product is annotated as taste receptor type 1 member 3. Gene Ontology annotation, cellular component: membrane. Gene Ontology annotation, molecular function: G protein-coupled receptor activity. The record is from RefSeq and is a predicted model, not a curated record. NCBI's taxonomy places the organism in Eukaryota, Metazoa, Chordata, Actinopteri, Perciformes, Anoplopomatidae. Gene Ontology annotation, biological process: sensory perception of umami taste; G protein-coupled receptor signaling pathway; sensory perception of sweet taste. The coding region runs from base 1 to 2568 and encodes 855 amino acids. The transcript has 8 exons.
AUGGCUGCACCUUUCACUCUGCUGGUUUUGUGCUGUGCUUUCACACUGAGCUGCAGUGAGAAACCUGAAUGGUUCCACAACAUUUCUACCAAUCUCUUCAAUUUGUCCGGGGACAUUAUGCUCGGAGGGCUCUUUCCCAUUAACCAGCUCUCCAGCAACCUCAGCCAGAUGACGGAGCCUAACAACAUCAGCUGUGAAAGUAUAAAUGAGUUUGGACUGGGCCUCGCUUUUGUAAUGAAAUAUGCAGUGGAUGAGAUCAACGCAAAACAAGUUCUGCUCCCUGGCAUCAAGUUGGGUUAUGAAAUCUAUGAUACGUGCAAACAAUCAUCCAUGAUUGUGAAGUCCACCCUUUCUUUCCUCACUGCAAAAUCUAACAAAGCCCUAUCUGUGGAGUGUAAUUACACAAAUUAUGAGACCAGCAUAUCAGCAGUGAUUGGUCCUCUAAGCUCAGAAAUGGUGUCAGUCAUUGGAAAACUCCUGGGAUUCUUUCUGAUGCCGCAGGUAAGCUACCGUGCCACCAGUGACAAAUUCAGUAACAAGCUCCUCUACCCGUCAUUCUUCCGUACGGUGCCUAGUGACAAAUGGCAAGUGUAUGUCAUGGUGCUUCUGCUGAAGGAGUUUAACUGGAACUGGGUGGCAGUGGUGGGCAGUGAAGAGGAGUAUGGACAACAAGGUGUGCAGGAAUUCUCCAAAACAGCAGAAAAACAGUCUGUCUGUGUGGCCUAUCAGGCACUGAUUCCAGUGUAUAGUGACUCUAAAACAGCAAUCGAUACCAUCAUCACUAAUAUCCAAGCAACAAAAGUUAAAGUGGUAGUGGUCUUUUCUGUCACAGGGCCAGCUGUGGCCUUUUUUAAAGAGGUCAUCAGGAGGAACGUAACUGCUGUGUGGAUUGCUAGCACAAGUUGGGGCAUCAGCGAACAACUGUCUUCGCUCCCCAAUAUCCGAACAGUCGGCACAAUUAUUGGAUUCAUUGACAAGACACAGGACCUGGACCUGCUCAUUCCCUACACACUGGAGCUCUUCACCAAACUGAGUGAAGAGAGGGCGAGGACUUCCCCUCCAGCUCGAAAGUCCACAGGCCUUCCUGACAAUCCCUGCCCACAAUGUUGGGACCUAACCACUGCUAAUAUUAGCUUGGUGAAAACCCCUGCAGUGACGCAUGCAGCUUUCAGUGUGUAUGCUGCCACCUACAGUGUGGCUCAGGCCCUGCACAACCUGCUGGGAUGCAAUUCAACCGCCUGUAUGCAGGGACCGGAAACCAAAAUCUUACCCUGGAAGCUGUUGGAGGUUUUAAAGAAUACUUCUGUGGACAUAAAUGGCACACAUUUAAAGUUUGACAGUGAUGGCAACCCAAACAUGGGAUACAAUAUCAUUGAGUGGGUCUGGAAAGAUUCGGAUGUCGACUUUUUAGAUAUUGGAAACUUUCAUGUACAACUGUCCAUCAACAAAACCCUCAUCAAAUGGCACACUGAAAACUCUGAGGUUCCUCAAUCUACCUGUUCAGCAGACUGUGAGAAAGGCCAGGUCCGCAGAGUCAAAGGCUUCCAUUCCUGCUGUUUUGAUUGUAUUGACUGUUUGCCAGGAACUUACCAAGCAGAUCAGGAUGACAUCCAGUGCACUAAGUGCCCCGAUCGUAAAUGGUCUCUGAUCCGCAGCAAUAAUUGCACUGAACCCAACUUUUUCUAUUUGUCCUGGGACACGCCUGAGGCUCUGGGAAUGACACUGGCUGUGGUGGGACUCCUGGUUAUUCAGAUUUCAGUGUGUGUCGUGUUCCUGAAACACCGGGGGACCCUGUUGGUAACGGCCUCGGGUGGAGCCCUGAGUUUUGUCACUCUGCUUAGCCUGAUGGUAGCUUGCCUCAGUCUGCUACUCUUCCUCGGGGAGCCAGGGGACUUGGUGUGUCGUCUUCAGCUGCCCCUCACCUCCAUUUUCCAAACAGUGGCCCUCUCCAUUAUCAUGUCCAUCUCACUGCAGAUUCUGUACGUGACAGAGUUCCCAAAGAUGGCCGCCUCUCACCUGCACAUACUAAGAGGCCCUGGAAGAUGGCUGUUUGUGCUGGUCUGCUGCACUGUGCAGGCUGGUCUCUGCGGCUGGUUUGUUCAGGAAGGUCCUUCGCUGUCUGAGUAUAUGUCAAAAAUGGAAAUAACCUUUGUGAGAGAAUUUCUAUCAUGUCCAAUGGCACCUUUGUCCGGAUUUGCUAUAAUACAAGGUUUCAACGGCGUGAUGGCCCUUGUAUCAUUCAUGUGCACCUUCAUGGCAGCAAAGCCUCUUCGUCAGUAUAACCUCGCCAGGGACAUCACCUUUUCCUCUCUGAUCUACUGUGUGAUUUGGGUGAGCUUUAUUCCGAUCUACAUAGGUCUGAAUGAGAAGAACAGGUCUUUAGUGCAUGUUCAUUUCUCCCUGGCAAGCAACCUGGGAUUGGUAGUAGCCUACUACUUCCCAAAAUGUCACUUCCUGUUGAGAAAGCCUGAGCUCAAUACAGCAGAGCACUUUUGUACCUUCCUAGAGGGCGCUUCAGUAACACAAGCUCAGGAGGAAUCACAGCCCCAGAAAGACUCAGGGAAUUAA